AGGAUGAAGCCUCUAAUCUCUGAGGUGGAAGAUUCAUUCAAGCAUCCAAGUGAUGCUCUGCCCGUGUCAUCUAUUCGAUUCUUUGCACAUUUAUGGCUCUUUUUGAACAUGAUCAAUGCUGCAAAUGACUUAACCCAGUCUACAUUAAUCAUUGAAAAGUACAUUGAAAUCCUCCAAAAUUCGGGUAACCGAGAGAUAAUUGCGUUAUAUACAUCAUUCCUUGGCCACGCUGCCAUCAAGAAAUAUGCCGACUUCCUUGCCGGCCUUCCUUUGGAUACUGCUCGUGCAGAGCUAGAAAGGUCGUUGCGAAGUGCAGCGUCGUACCAUCUAGAUGUUCGACUAGUGGCAGAAGAAGCUUCUAAAUUAUCAAGAGACCGUGCUGCAAAGUUAUUCCCACCAGAGGCAGCUCGUCUACCUUCCUUAUCCAAGACAAGCACCGAAGAGAAGUUGACAAACGGAGAAUUACACAUGAUCCGUGCUGAUCUACCUGACACCAUGAUCUCUUCGGCAAGCGGUGAUCACGGACACGAGCUUGAAUAUCUUCUUUAUCGGAAACUGUUUGCCCUAUGGGACCAAUUUUCUAUAUUGGAACAGAUGACGGCGACCGAACCCAGGGUCGUGUUGGAUGCCGAUGGGCGGGGUCACUGGAAGCGACGUCUUGAGGAUGGGAUUGAGAACCUAUAUGAGAGUGCUGUCGGUGUUAUGACUGCUGACUGGGGCGUGGACAGCGUGGGUCAAGUUGAAGGUCAGGAAGUCGAUGAAGGAGAUGAACAAGCAGAGCAACGAAUCACUGAAUUAAAAAAGCUACGGAAAUUGUUCAUACCAGAGAUCGCCAUACGACUUACGCGUCAAUUAAUUGAAGCCAGAAGCUAUGUUCCCAGCCGAGCCAUGGAGCUGGCCAAUCUGGUAGCAGAUGGAAAAGACAAGCUGCAUUUAGAUUUCGUGUACCAAGGUCAGAGCCGACUAGCCGAGUAUCUCAUGAUCGUCCGCGAGGCGAUUCUAGAAGGUAUGGAGGACGGUGGCUCAGAUCCACUGGUACCUGUGGUCUAA
This is a messenger RNA of Acaulospora colombiana, 1050 nucleotides long. NCBI's taxonomy places the organism in Eukaryota, Fungi, Glomeromycota, Glomeromycetes, Diversisporales, Acaulosporaceae. The record is from the annotation of a GenBank genome assembly.